Molecule: messenger RNA, 1359 nt
Organism: Vombatus ursinus (common wombat)
Lineage: Eukaryota; Metazoa; Chordata; Mammalia; Diprotodontia; Vombatidae
Gene: VCF1
Product: family with sequence similarity 104 member A
Exons: 4
Coding region: 174-602 (142 amino acids)
Source: RefSeq, a predicted model, not a curated record
GUCUGGUGGAGGGGUCCUCCACACCGACGGCGUAGAGGAAGGCAGUAGUGAGGGGUAGGACCGGAGGGGGAGGGCGUGGGGGCGGCGGCCGCCGCUACCGCCGCCUGAACCGAAGACCUCCCCACCGAUUUCCCCGCCUGGCGACGUGCCGUCGCAGCUCUCCAUCAGCUGCCAUGAGCGAACGCCUCCGCCCCAGGAAAAGGAGAAGGAAUGGGAACGAAGAAGACAGUCAUCUCCCCCAGACCAAACGAAGUAGCAGAAACCCUGUCUUUCAAGACUCCUGGGAUACAGAGACAGCACCCGUAACGAAAAACAGUAAAGAAAACAGACUAAGAGGAAACAAAGUGUUCUGUGCGUCUUCAAGCAGUGACAGUGGUGGUAGCAGCAGCAGCAGUAGUACCAGCAGCAGCAUCAAUAGCCCAGACAGGGGAAGUGUUCAAGAAAGCAGCUUAAACCAGAUAAUUACCGGAUCCAGCCCUAAUACCCCUCAGACCUUACAGGAGCAGUCUGCACUAUGCCAAGGCCCUUACUUCCACAUCAACCAGAUUCUGAAGGAGGCACACUUUUAUAGCCUACAGCACCGAGGACGACCUCCUACAUGAUGAACUAGCAGUUCCUUGCCUUCUGUGAAGGGACAGCACUGUGCAGAUUUGAUAUUUCAACUUAAAAAGUUUGUUAAAAAAUUGCACAAAAUAUGCCUGUUGACUUUUCAGUCUAUAUUUGAAAUAACAGGUUAGCAGGCAUUGUUUACUUGUGGUUUUGCUGCACUAUUGCAAUUUCAGAGGGGCUUUGAAGCCAUUUUUAUGGGAUUCUUUUCAGGGUGGGUGUCAUCUCAGUGAAGGUGACAGUAGGAGGAAACCACAUCUGCAUGUUAAGAGUCCAUACUGGCUCCAUUUCAAAUUUGGAAACCAAUUGGAGACUAACUGCUUUGUGCAAGGAGUCCUUUUAAAACAUGGGGUCCUCAAAUUUUAAAGAUUUUUUAAAAAAAUUCGGUAAACUAGUAAAGACUAGUUUGCAUGAAAAACAUUAGUUUUCUUUCCCAAAGUAUAAAAGAGCUUGCUUCUGUCUGGGACUGAAGCUGGCUACCAUACUACCUCUCAGUAUGCAGAUGUCCUAUUGAAAUUAAUUUCCCCUGUUACAGGGGGAGAAAAAUUAGACCACGCUUAUUAGAUUAGACUUUGUAAGAUGGAAACACCCUCCCUACAACCUGUCUUCUCUUCCCUAUGUAAAGUGUUUGCAUUCCAAGGAGAUUGUCUUUUAGAUACUUCCUUGAACCCUAAUUAUUUCUAUGAUAUCAUUAAUCCUCCAAAGGCUAGAUUUCAAGCUUCUUAGCAAACACUGCACAGUUUUGAAAGACAA